CCUUGAAGCGACUACGGCGGCUCCAAGGAGGGGGAGGGGGGAGGAGGGACGGCCGGUCCCGUCAGUCAGGCAGCGGGAGCCGCCGAGAGCGGAUGGCGGCGGCGGUAGCGGCCCCACUCGCCGCCGGGGGUGAGGAGGCGGCGGCCACGACCUCCGUUCCGGGGUCUCCGGGUCUGCCCGGGAGCCGCAGUGCAGAGCGGGCCCUAGAGGAGGCCGUGGCCACCGGGACCCUGAACCUGUCCAACCGGCGCUUGAAGUACUUCCCCCGGGGCGCGGCCCGCAGCUACGACCUGUCAGACAUCACCCAGGCUGACCUCUCCCGGAACCGGUUCCCCGAGGUGCCGGAGGCAGCAUGCCAGCUGGUGUCCCUGGAGGGCCUGAGCCUCUAUCACAAUUGCCUGAGAUGCCUGAACCCAGCCUUGGGGAAUCUCACGGCCCUUACCUACCUCAACCUCAGCCGAAACCAGCUGUCAUCGCUGCCACCCUACAUCUGCCAGCUGCCCCUCCGGGUGCUCAUUGUCAGCAACAACAAACUGGGAGCCCUGCCUCCCGACAUCAGCGCCUUGGGAAGUCUGCGGCAGCUUGAUGUGAGCGGCAAUGAGUUGCAGUCCCUUCCCACAGAGCUGUGUAGCCUCCCUUCCCUGCGGGACCUCAGUGUUCGGAGAAACCAGCUCAGCACCCUCCCUGAUGAGCUGGGGGAUCUUCCUCUUGUCCGCCUGGAUUUCUCCUGUAACCGUGUCUCCCGCAUCCCGGUCUCCUUCUGCCGCCUCAGGCACCUGCAGGUCAUUCUGCUGGACAGCAACCCCCUGCAAAGCCCACCUGCUCAGAUCUGCUUGAAGGGGAAGCUUCACAUCUUUAAGUACUUGUCAACAGAGGCUGGGCGGCGUGGGGGGUCAGCACUGGGGGACCUGGCCCCUUCCCGCCCCCCGAGUUUCAGUCCCUGCCCUGCUGAGGACUUAUUUCCGGGACGUCGGUACGAUGGUGGGCUAGACUCAGGCUUCCACAGUGUUGACAGCGGCAGCAAGAGGUGGUCUGGAAAUGAGUCAACGGAUGAAUUUUCGGAGUUGUCCUUCCGAAUCUCAGAGUUGGCCCGGGAGCCUCGAGGGCCCAGGGAGCGGAGGGAGGAUGGCUCUGCUGACGGAGACCCUGAGCAGAUUGACUUCAUUGACAGCCACGUGCCUGGGGAGGACGAAGAGCGAGGUGCUGUUGAGGAGCCCCGGCCACCAGAAUUGAGCCCUGUGGCAGGGGACGGAGAGAAGGCACCAAACAGCAGGCGGGAGGAGCCUGCUGGUGAGGAGCGGCGACGCCCGGACACUUUGCAGUUAUGGCAGGAGCGGGAGCGGCGGCAGCAGCAGCAGCAGCAGCAGCAGCAGCACAGCGGAGCGUGGGGGGCCCCCCGGAAGGACAGUUUUGUGAAGCCGGGGGUCAGGGCUGCUGGCGGAGGUCCUGCGGCCUCAUCCACUCAGGCCUCCUACAACGGCAUGCCCAAGUCCAGUGCCACCCAACUGGGAUCUUCAGGGGGGCAGGGAGCCCCCCCGGCCCCUGCCACCACCCCUGCCUCCCAGGAGCCCCUUCCUGCAGCUGGACCAGCGACAGUGCCUGCUCCCCGGCCGCUCGGCUCCAUUCAGAGACCAAACAGCUUCCUCUUCCGUUCUUCCUCUCAGAGUGGCUCAGGCCCUUCCUCACCAGACUCUGCCGUGAGGCCUCGGCGACCCCCUCAGCUUCUGGACGAGAAGGAGCUGAUGGCACAGCUGCGCCAGGUAAUGGAGUCCCGGCUGCAGCGGCCCCUGCCUGAGGACCUGGCGGAGGCUCUGGCCAAUGGGGUCAUCCUCUGUCAGCUGGCCAACCAGCUGCGGCCCCGCUCCGUGCCCUUCAUCCAUGUGCCCUCGCCUGCUGUGCCAAAACUUAGUGCUCUCAAGUCUCGGAAAAAUGUGGAGAGUUUCUUAGAAGCCUGCCGAAAAAUGGGGGUGCCUGAGGCUGACCUGUGCUCGCCCUCGGAUCUCCUCCAGGGCACCGCCCAGGGGCUGUGGACCACCCUGGAGGCUGUGAAGCGGGUGGGGGGCAGGGCCCCCCCACCCCUCUGGCCCCCCUCUGGUCUGGGCGGCUUCAUCUUCUUCUACGUGGUCUUCAUGCUGCUGCUCUAUGUCGUCUACACUCGGCUCCUGGGUUCCUAGGACCUGAAGUCACCCUUUCCCCUGCCCUCUCCACCUAUUUCUAUUUAUAAGACUCCUGUGCAACCCCCAUCCCUACCAGUGGUGCCUUCAGUCCCUACCAAAGACACUAGUGAACCCUCUCCCCUCACACACACUGACCUCAGAGGCCCCACUCUGGUGCCCCCAGACCCUGGGCCCCCAGCCUCUGGCCACCCUCCUGUAGCCCCUUCCCGUGCCCCUCACCUCUCCAUGCUGAUGGUGCCUUCAUUCCCUCCAGGCCCUGCCCUGCCCUCUGCUCCCUCAGAGGGUAGAUCUCAACCUUCUUCCUUGUGCCGUCCCCCUCCACCCCGGUCCCCCCACUGUUAUGGGGAGCUAAAUUAUCUAUAUUUUGUAGAGAGAACUCUAUAUUUGUAGGAGUUGCAGGGGCCCAGGCUGGGUCCCUGUCUCUGUGUAUAAAUUGUACAGACCGUG
Molecule: messenger RNA, 2624 nt
Organism: Panthera uncia (snow leopard)
Lineage: Eukaryota; Metazoa; Chordata; Mammalia; Carnivora; Felidae
Gene: LRCH4
Product: leucine rich repeats and calponin homology domain containing 4
Exons: 18
Coding region: 93-2174 (693 amino acids)
Molecular function (GO): protein binding
Source: RefSeq, a predicted model, not a curated record